AUGAUUAAUAAUUUCAUCAGCGAUUUACGACGAUUCUUACCAAACGAAUUCAAUUCAUUUAUUAAUAUGUUAAACACUAAUUUGAGCUAUUAUUUUCCAGUUGACAUAAAGCUAAGACAAGAUUUUCAAGUUUGGUUAAUAUUAAAAACGGCUAUAUUGAAUAAAAAAUACGGUGCAAAAGACGCAGUUGUUAAACUCUAUCGAGAUUGUAUCGAAUCUAUUAAGCUAUUGAAAGAAACAUCAUCGUCUAUAAAGAUCGCUGCAAUACAGUAUAGCAUUCAAUCAAUUACUUUGUCAGAAACAACAAUACCAGAUGAUAUAUCUUCGAUAGAUUCAUUAUUGUUUGAAACACUAAUGUAUAAACAAACCGAACUUAAUAAAAAAAUAUUGGUACUUAAUGAAUCAUUACAAUGUAACGAAGAACAACCUAAAUAUAUUGGACAAUAUUUAUUUGAUAUUGGUGACUAUGAUGGAGCUAUCUCGUAUUGGAAUUCUAUUUUAGAAGAACAAAAUAAAUUAAUAUCAAAAAUUAUGUUUAAUAUGAUGCUUUCGUCAACUAGAACGGUUCAAGAAAUUUAUGAUGAAAUGAAACGAGCACAUAAUGAAUUCAUUCAAGAAUUAAAUUUGAUUGCGCCAGCUUAUAUGAGAUGUGCUUUGUUGUGUUUGAAACAAAUCGAUGUUCUAUUUUCAAGGGAAUAUUAUAAUUUUAGGGAUAUUCAGGCUUGCAAGAGUAAUUUUUCAUGGACACUUAUGUGGGCAAAAGCAAUAUCAAUUUUUAUUCAUGGUUAUGAUAAUGACAUAAGCAAUCAAUGUGAAACAUUAGAAAUGGAAAUAAAAAAGAGAUGGGAAAUGUUUGAAUCUAGUGAUAGAUAUAAAGCAAAUGUGACAUGCUGCUAA
Rotaria sp. Silwood2 is the source of this 897-nucleotide messenger RNA. The record is from the annotation of a GenBank genome assembly. NCBI's taxonomy places the organism in Eukaryota, Metazoa, Rotifera, Eurotatoria, Philodinida, Philodinidae.